UGACACGGCGUACGUGAUUACGUUACGUAAACUGCCGUGGUUACGUAAUGUAAGUUCAUCCUGCAGGAAGUGUGAUGUGGCUUUGACUCCCAACAAAAAUGUCAGCCAUUUUCAACUUCCAGUCACUGCUGACAGUGAUCCUUCUCCUGAUCUGUACCUGUGCCUACAUCAGAGCUUUGGCCCCCAGCCUGCUAGACAAGAACAAGACCGGGCUUCUAGGAAUUUUCUGGAAAUGUGCCCGAAUAGGUGAACGUAAGAGUCCCUGGGUGGCUUGCUGCUGUGUCAUCAUGGCUUUCAGUAUACUGUUUCUGCAGUAGCAGUUCAAAGAACAACACAAAUGGAAAUGUCGAGAAGAUGAACAGACAACAAGGCACAGACAAUGUGAUCCUCGCUGCACACCCGGAACUCCACUGGUCGUCACUUAGAUAAUGUAAAGAUGGAGACCCUUCACCACUCACCGUAGCAACUGAAAGAAAACGUGUCUGUGUAGGCGGAGGGGGUGAGCACAUAGCCCCGGAGCGUGUACGUUGUCCAUCCACAGACUUCAAGUUCUCUUUAUGUUUGCUUAUGUGGAAUGUUCACUGUUUGUGUGUGUGAGGGGGCACCAGUGCUUUCUGUUAUCUGCCUCUUAGCUCAAAGGAAAUAAUGCACAUUCUGACAUCAUUGGUGGGAUCAAGUAACAUAUUGUUUGUCCAAACAUUUCAGACACUUGCC
This is a messenger RNA of Sphaeramia orbicularis (orbiculate cardinalfish), 714 nucleotides long. RefSeq names its product protein kish-A. Lineage: Eukaryota; Metazoa; Chordata; Actinopteri; Kurtiformes; Apogonidae. The transcript is spliced from 4 exons. The record is from RefSeq and is a predicted model, not a curated record. The coding region runs from base 99 to 317 and encodes 72 amino acids.